GGUGAGUUUGGUCCAAGAGGACCUGAUUCACCCGAACCGAACUCCAAGUCAUAACUGUGCAACAUUGUGACCCACCGGGGCUAUAUUACGCAGCACAAGACGAGACGAUGGGGUGAAUCAGGAUUUCUAGAAGGCGGUUCUGAAAUUAAUUAUUAACCCUAGCUACCUACCAAACCUGACCAUAAUUUGAGUUCCACUCUCGUAAUGGCCGGUGGACGCCGUAAACCGACGCCUUCUCCUAAAAAGACACGUGGACAAAAUAUGCCAGAGGUGAAGGCAGACGCAGUUGUUGUCUCGGACGAAUCGUCUUCUGAAUCUGAGGUUAAAAAGUUACGUGAACGAUGGGAACUGGCCUGUGUUCUCAAUUUUUUGAACGUUUUUGAGCUAGUUAUUGCAAGCGGCUUGAAGUUAACUGCUGAAGAGAUUGAGAUGGGACUUAUUGAGCCUAAUAGUUCUAAUGCUCAGCUUCAUAUUGUCCUGUUAAAGGGGAUACCACCUGUGAGUAAACUAUUAAAUGGUUCUGAUGCAUGGGUGUCUGUACUUCAUAAGAAACUUGCUAUGUGGUGGCCAUGGGUUGCUGAAGGGGAGAUUCCAUUAACUGCAGCUAAAGGAGAGGAAAUAUCUCGAUACAAAGCAUUAGAACCAACAUGUCGGUUACUAAUUUUAAAAGCACUUUGUGAAAUUCGAGCUGAUCAAGAUGAUGUUCUGUCUUACAUUAACAAUGCCUUAAAAGAAGGAACUCAAGUUUCUAGUUUCCGCAAAGAUAAGAUUGGAAAAGAUGUAAAUGGAACUUCAUACUGGUAUGAUGGAAGUACAACUAUUGGUUAUAGAUUGUACAAGGAGGUAAACAAAAUUGGGUCAAAAACCAAAUGUAAAGGAAAAGCGUGUUUAACUCUACCAGCUACCUGUACACAAUGGGAAACACUCGCUACUAAUUUUGAGGAAUUUUGUGAAGUUGUGGAUGAACUGUCAUCUAGCAAAGUUGUGGCAGAAGUUGCCAUUGGCAAGAGAAUUGCUGUUGAUGUUAUUCCUGUUGUUGAAAAGUUUCAUAAGAAGAAAGAAAGGUCAUUGAAACGGAAACAAAGACAGGAGAUGCUCCUGCUGAAUGGCUUUAGAAAUUCUUUUGCAGUUGGGAUGACUCGUUCCUGUAGGAGUCGUAGGCCUAUCAGUUAUACAUUUGAUGAUUAUGAUCGAGCCAUUGAUGAGGCUAUAGAGUUAACAAAGAAAAGUACAACUAAUAAAGAGCAAAGGCAUGGAAAGAGUGCAUUGAAUGACAGCACAGUGGAAACAAAGAUGGAAGACAGUUAUGAUAAUGGUGACUCCGCAGGUAUUGAUACUGAAAGUGAUAGACUUCAGGAAGCUGGCGAUGGUGAUGAUGUUUAUGAUAAUAAAAAGGACAGUGAUAAUGGCAAUGGUAGUGACUCAAGCAAUUCUGAUGAUCAAAGAAAUCUUGGCAAAACGAUCUAUGGAGCAACCUCGGUCCAGAAACCUGUAGGAUCAUGCUGGAGUGAGAGAUUAGCCCGAGAUUCUAACCAUCCUGCCAUGGAAACCAGAAACUUGAGUACAAAAAGUAGAUUGAGGCAAAGACCAACAAGGAACUCUGCCCUUGACUCUAUUGCAUUAGAUUCAGAUGAUGAUGAGUCAUCGGAGGAAACUAACAGUAAGCUUUCAGAACAUGAAAACUUGUCCAUGGUUGCUGAUUCGGAAGAGGUAAGCGACAGCUAAAAGCUUCAUAUGAACCUGUCGAUAUUUGCUGAUAGAAGUUGAUGCAAACUAUCUAAAUAGUUGUUUUUCUUCUCUUCUCAUAAGAGUAAGGAAAUUUUGAUAACAAGUUUGUAGAAAAUGACAGGAAAAUGUGUUCUAAAUAUUAUCUUUUGGAGUACCAAGUUUUGUUUCCAGGAAUUUGGUUUCUGAGAACUUGAGCUUGUUGUAAAGGUUCUGAUUUUAUUCAGCUCAUGGAUAAAUUUUCUUAUUUCA
Messenger RNA from Mangifera indica (mango), 1977 nucleotides. RefSeq names its product DDT domain-containing protein DDR4-like. Bases 205 to 1725 code for a protein of 506 amino acids. Gene Ontology annotation, biological process: regulation of DNA-templated transcription. Lineage: Eukaryota; Viridiplantae; Streptophyta; Magnoliopsida; Sapindales; Anacardiaceae. The transcript is spliced from 12 exons. The record is from RefSeq and is a predicted model, not a curated record. Gene Ontology annotation, cellular component: RSF complex.